Melanotaenia boesemani (Boeseman's rainbowfish) is the source of this 498-nucleotide messenger RNA. RefSeq names its product SEC61 translocon subunit gamma (gene sec61g). The coding region runs from base 139 to 345 and encodes 68 amino acids. Gene Ontology annotation, cellular component: membrane; Ssh1 translocon complex. The record is from RefSeq and is a predicted model, not a curated record. NCBI's taxonomy places the organism in Eukaryota, Metazoa, Chordata, Actinopteri, Atheriniformes, Melanotaeniidae. The transcript is spliced from 4 exons. Gene Ontology annotation, biological process: post-translational protein targeting to membrane, translocation; protein targeting. Gene Ontology annotation, molecular function: transmembrane protein transporter activity.
UUCACGCAUGCGCUUUGUAAGUCUACGUCAGCUCUUCGCUGUUCUCUCGUUACCAAGCUGUGUAAAGGCUACGUGGCUUUUUCUUGUCUCCAGAUUUAACGCGACGUCGUUUGUAGAGAAGAUACCAGAUCAAAGGCCAUGGAUCAAGUGAUGCAGUUUGUUGAGCCGAGCCGGCAGUUCGUCAAAGACUCUAUAAGGCUCGUAAAGAGGUGCACAAAACCCGACAGAAAAGAAUUCCAAAAGAUUGCCAUGGCCACAGCAAUUGGGUUUGCCAUCAUGGGUUUCAUUGGUUUCUUUGUCAAGCUCAUCCAUAUCCCCAUUAACAACAUCAUUGUGGGCGGCUAAAUUUUUGUGAAAUAAACUCGUGCUUCAAUAUUGCUGGAGGGAGAAUGGUGCAAACUUUUGUUGGACUGGAGUGACAGGGGACUGAAGGGAUGGCAUUUUUACAUUCUGUGCAAGACAUUUAUAUUUCAUUGUGUAAAUAAAAAGAAGAGGAGA